Molecule: messenger RNA, 7582 nt
Organism: Cyprinodon variegatus (sheepshead minnow)
Lineage: Eukaryota; Metazoa; Chordata; Actinopteri; Cyprinodontiformes; Cyprinodontidae
Gene: atg2a
Product: autophagy related 2A
Exons: 42
Coding region: 352-6378 (2008 amino acids)
Biological process (GO): autophagosome assembly; autophagy of mitochondrion; piecemeal microautophagy of the nucleus
Cellular component (GO): extrinsic component of membrane; phagophore assembly site
Molecular function (GO): phosphatidylinositol-3-phosphate binding
Source: RefSeq, a predicted model, not a curated record
CAAUAAACAACCCCCGAGACAAGAGAGACGCAGGAACCAGACUUCAGGCUGGAAUUCGACAGAAACCAAACCGAACUAUGAGCUCAGGGAGCCUCGCUCGGUCGGACUGAGUCCUCUUCACGGAGCGGGGAGCCUCGCUGGCCCUGACACAGCGGAUUUGGUAGUUUUUUUUAGCUCUGGGGUAGAAGUGGACUUACUGUUUGUCCCCUUCCUUAGCUCUCUGUAGCUAGCGCAGGCUCAUUCCUUGUUCCUGAACACUUAGUUUCAGUUUGUUAUGCAGUUUCCAGAGGACUGUAUCCGCACUCGUUCUCCGCCACCUCUCUGCUCCCUCUCCCCUCUAUCUCUGGCCCUAUGUCUCGCUGGCUUUUCCCCUGGUCGGGCUCAAUCAAGAAGCGGGCCUGUCGGUACCUUCUGCAGCACUACCUCGGUCACUUUCUGCAGGAGCGGCUGAGCCUGGACCAGCUCAGCUUGGACCUGUACAACGGCAGCGGUGACAUCAAAAAUAUCAACCUCGAUGUUUGGGCAGUCAAUGAGCUCCUGGAGUCUCUUGGGGCUCCUCUGGAGAUCGUGGAUGGCUUUGUGGGAAGCAUACAGGUGACCAUUCCCUGGCAGGCUCUCCUGACUGAUCAUUGCACCCUGGAGGUUUCUGGUCUUCAAAUAACAUGUCGACCCAAAUACAGAACCAGUGGGAAUUGGGAGUCCCAGGGAUGGUCGUCCAGCAUGACCUCCAGCAUACAGCUGGCUAAGGAGUGCCUGAAGGACCCACCAGAGGCGUCCGAGGAGCCACCUGCACCACUGGAGGGCCUUGAGAUGUUUGCACAGACUAUUGAGACAGUCCUCCGUCGCAUCAAAGUCACAUUUACAGACACCAUCGUCCGCAUUGAGCACCAGCCCCCGGACCUGCAAACAGGUGUUGCCUUAGAGGUGCACAUCAAAAGCCUGGAGUAUUUUGAUGAAGCUGUGAAAGAUCCAUCUACCCAGACUGCCGUGCCUGUCGACAUCCACCAGCCGCCCGCCUUUCUGCACAAGAUCCUCCAGCUCAGCGAUGUUAAGCUGUUGUAUGACAUCAUCGGAGUUGUUCAGGGUCCUCUCGGGGAGGUGCAUCUCAAUGCCACCACAGCUAGUGAAGGAGAAGAAGAUGAGGAGCAUGAGGAAGAGGACAAAGCCAAACCAUUGAAAACCACUCUCUGCCCCCCCUCUCAGCCGCUGCUUAUAGGACGCUGCUCUGGUUUCAUUGAAACCACGGUGAAGAUCAAGCAGAGCGACUUGCUGCCUGGGCCAAAGUUGGAAUUGGACGGGAAGGUGGGAUGUGUCCACCUGCUGCUGUCCCCGGAUCAAAUAACCCACCUAUCAGACCUCCUGGCAGCCCUGUGCAUAGACAUAGAGCAAGAACAGACGUGUGGUGGAGCGAGCAGUCGGCCAUUAGACUCCGAGGACCUGCGAUUGAUUGAGGAGGACCUCAGUAAGCAGCUGGGAUCCAGUCCCAAAGACCCGGAAUGGGACAAUGAUCCUGACCUGGAUGCCUAUGUCACCAGUCUGGAGAACGGAGAAAUGUUUUACUCAAUGGGCCCUGCAGGGAUGAGCAGCAGUGUUGCAUCUACUCGCUCUGGCAGCGAGUUGUCAGACAGCGACAUGGAGUCCUCCACACACAGCCUGACCAGCCUGACACACCCAGCUGCUCUGUCAGCGCAGGGCCUGAUGAACUGCCCUAGAAGAUAUCCUGUAGCAGGAUGCUUAUCCAGUCUGCCACAUGCCACCAGGAUCAGAGGACGCUCGCACAGCGGCCAGGCAGAGCAGCUCAAACCCGAGGCCUUGCUGCGUCUGACCCUCGGUGGGCUCACCCUAACAAUGCUGCAGGAGGACCCACCUUCGGACGGACCCUCGUCUUUAGCUCAGGUGUCUCAGGAGUUCUUCCAAGGGCUGCUGUCCUUCAAGGACAAAAUGUUCACCAACAAAAACUUCCACCAUCUGAGAGACGGCUUUGCCGCAGCCUGUCCGCUCUCCCACCUCAGGCUGACAGGGACGGCCGUGCAGGUGACGUGUGAAACGCGCAGUGGGAGGCGCCGGUGUCGGGCUGUGACCUCUGACCUUUCCUUCAGCAGACUGGAACUGUUGGAGUGCCUCUGGCAAGAUGGAAAAUCUCAGUAUUGUGAGCUACUUCAGUUCCAGAAAGCUGGACUGUUUACAGCCGGAGCUGCAGCCAAACCAUGUGCUCAGCUACACUACAGCCUCACUGAAAAACACCUACGAAAAGGUAAACAGCGUGUUGUGCGGCGGGACAGCGUGGUACGAGUAGAGCUGGCAGAGCUGAGCGCUGAGCUGGACCUGGACAUCCUCAGCCGCCUGGGGAGCCUGAGCAGAGCGUUCAGCCACUGUCCAAGCCAGAACUCUGGACCAGGACCCAUGCAGACCCAGAGUAUCGAGCUCUGCUCCUCCUUCACCCUCAUGUCCCCAAACGCUGUGCUCAGACUUCGGUUCCCCAUCCCAGACCUGCGACCUCUCCCGCUGCGCCGGCCGCCGUCUCAGAGGGCAGUGAGGGAGGAGACCUUGGUGUUGGAACUGACGGAGCUGGAACUGAAGCACCAAGAGGCGCCGGAUCUCCAGAGCGAGCAGUCGGCACCAGGGCAGCCCUGUCUCACCCAGCUGCUGGAGGCCACUUUCACAGAUAUGCAUGGAUCGUAUGAGGGAUGGGAGGGAGGCUCUUUUCCCUGCAUCAGAGUGAUGAAAAACCUCGACUCUGUACCAAGGAUAUCGGUGCGUGUGCGCGGAGGUGAAGCUCAGGGCGCCGCAGCAGGUCUGAGUGGGAUGAACCUGGGCCUCAUGAAGGAUGUCUCAGCCAACUUUUUUGAAAGCCACUGUGAAUUUAGUGAGAAAUCCAGCUCUCCGUUUUCUUCAAACCGCACCAUGUUUGAGACGGAGGAGAUGGUGAUUCCUGCCGACCCGGAGGAAAUGCUCCAGUUUCAGGAACAGUGUGUCGCUCAGUGUCAGUGUGCGGUGGACAUCAGCCUUCCUCUGGCUUACAUCCUCCUGCCCAGCAAACAGGCUUUCCAGAGCAUCUACAACAGGAUCAAUAAUGACCUCUUGAUGUGGGAGCCGCCCCCUCCUCCUCCCCCCUCGACCCACAUCCCCGACCAGAGCCACCGUCUCUACGACGAGUUCCAGCUGUGCAAGUCCGCCUUCAGACUGGACUCUGACUCAGAGGAGGAUGAGCCUCCGUUUUACUUGGCCAGUGAACCAUCUGGAAGGAUGCAGCCGUCAGCUCCUCUUCCCAGCCACAACCUCAGCCUCCUCUCACUCACUGUGAUUAUCGGGAAAGGUCGCCUGCAAGCCAGAACUGACACGAAGUGUGAGGAGGAUCAAACUCAGGGAGAGAUUGUGCUUGACCUGGAAGGAGGGAAGGUUUUUAGUGUGGCGCAGCAUCAAAACGUUCCCAACCUCAACUUCCUGACUCUGGAGAGCAAACGAGUGGAGCUCUAUCAUCAAGCUGAGGUUAGAGAUGCCUCCGUCCCACAGAGGUUGGAGAUGCCCAGCUUCACUCCACCCAAACACUUGGACCCUACCAUCUACCCCACAGAGGUGGGAGUGAGCAGUGUGAGAGGAAAAGAAGGGGAGCUACAGAUGUUGUCCACGGCCAUCAAAAUCACGCUGGACCUGCAGAGGAACGUCAAGGAGUUCCUGGUUGCUUUUCAGCUGCAAGGUGCAACCAUGAGACAUUACAUGACGCAGACCAACCAGAGCUGGCAUGAGCAGCUGAUUGACUUCCUGGACGUUAUUGACGACCCAAUUCUUGGAUACACGGCACCCGCCGUCAUCACGGUCCUCCACACACACCUGGCCACCUGUGCUGUAGACUACCGGCCUCUGUAUCUGCCCCUGAGAGUCCUGUUCACGGCUGAAUCCUUCUCCCUGUCCAGUAACAUCAUUGUCGACACCGCCACUUUUCACCUCAGAUUCAUCUUAGAUAACUCUGCUCUCUACCUCUCUGACAAAUGUGAGACUGACAUAGUGGACCUGAGGAAAGAUUAUGUUUGUGUCCUGGACAUCGACCUCCUGGAGCUGGCCAUCACCACAUGGAAAGGCAGCGACAGCGGGAAGCUCUCCCAGCCUCUGUUUGAGCUGCGCUGCUCCAACAACGUGGUGCACCUCUACACCUGUGCCGAUUCCUGCGCCGCCUUUGUCAACCUACUGCAGUAUCUGGUCACCCAGGGAGACCUGCACCCCCCGCCCCGCCACACCUCCCCUACUGAAAUAGCUGGUCAGAAAUUACCGUUGUCAGAAAGUCCUGCCUCUCUGCCACCCUGUCUCCCUGCUGAAACCGCAGAGAUCAACCAGUACGACCUGGCUGAUGCCUUAAUCGACACCGAGAGGAGCUGCAGAGACAACACCUUAGAACCAGAAUCUCCUACAGUGCCGAGGGGCUCCCCCGUGUCCGUCUACUUGUUUCCUGGUGAAGGGUCGAAGCAAAUCCCGUCUGUCCUGCAGAGGGACGACUCUGAGCUUGAUGGGCUGGUUGCCACAGCAAUGGAGGCACAGCCUGAUAUGAUCCUGGAUGAUGGCUCUGAUGGCUCCACCGAUAAUGAUGACUUCUGCAUCCUGGAGGCGCCUGGCAUGGGCAUACCUUCCAGAGACGGGGAGCCUGUGGUGACUGUGCUGUGUCAGGGGCCCAUCAGGGUGAAGGACAGCCACUUCUCCAGGCCAAGAGGAAGCUCCGACCUGCUUCGAGCUCCUAGUUGGUUCCCUGUGCCCCACACCAGGGUAGUGCUGAAGGAGAUCUCUGUGGUGUGGCAUCUCUACGGGGGGAAAGACUUCGGUGGCAAGCCCAUGUCUAUACAUGCUCAGAACUCAAACAGGGGUCGCUGUGUCCCUGCUGGUGUUCGCGGUUCUCCGUGUCGCUCUGUGGCCUCUUCUCGUCCUCAGAACUCCUGGCGUUGGGCAGGAGGCAGCGGCCGUCAGCACUCGCUGCUGAUGGAAAUCCAACUCACCAAGGUGUCCUUCCAGCAUGAGUCUUACCCAGUGGCAGCAGCAGGAACGGAUGGAGAGGCGUCACUGAGCGCUGGGGUCGGUCCCAGUGGGGAGCAACCUCUCUCCAGGCAGGUCUUCAUCGUCCAAGAGCUGGAGGUUCGAGAUCGACUGGCCUCUUCACAAAUCAACAAGUUCCUCUACCUCUACACCAGUGAGAGCAUGCCUCGCAGAGCCCACUCCAACAUGCUCACUGUGAAGGCCCUGCAGGUAUUACCAGAGUCGGGACUCGGUGGACCCGAAUGUUGCCUUCGAGUCAGCCUGCUGCCGCUGCGGCUCAACAUCGACCAGGAUGCUCUGUUUUUCCUGAAGGACUUUUUUAGUAAUCUAGCAUCUUAUGUUAACCCCUACAUGCCUGUGGACCCUGCUGCUGAAGUGAAGCUAGAUCCUUCACAGAAGGGGUGUGAGGAAGCUGGAGCAGAUGCUGUGCUCGGUCCAGACCUCACAGCUUCUGUGGGAACCACCUGCAGUGAGCAGAGCUCCUCCUCUGCUGGCUCCUCGUCAUCCUCCUCUGAGCAGCCUAUCUACUUCCGGGAAUUUCGUUUCACCUCUGAAGUGCCUAUCUGGCUCGACUAUCACGGUAAACAUGUGGUCAUCGAGCAGGGGACGUUUGCUGGGAUUCUGAUCGGUUUGGCUCAGCUGAACUGUUCAGAACUGAAGCUGAAGAGGCUCUGCUGCAGACAUGGUCUCCUCGGUGUUGAUAAGGUGAUCCAGUACGCCGUCACAGAAUGGCUGACUGACAUCAGGAAGAAUCAGCUGCCAGGCCUUCUGGGAGGGGUCGGCCCUAUGCACUCAGUUGUUCAGCUGUUCCAUGGAGUGAGGGAUCUCUUUUGGUUGCCCAUAGAGCAGUACAGGAAGGACGGACGCAUUAUUCGAGGUCUCCAGAGGGGGGCUGCGUCUUUUGGGACCUCUACAGCAUCAGCUGCUCUGGAGCUUAGCAACAGGCUGGUGCAGGCCAUCCAGGCUACAGCAGAGACGGUGUAUGACAUCUUGUCUCCAACUCCUCCCCUGACUCGUUAUGCCAUCACCGAGGGCCGGGCCCCCGCCAGCCGACCGCGCAGAGCUGCACAGCCGGCAGAUCUCAGAGAAGGAGUAGCCAAAGCUUACGACACCGUCAGAGAGGGAGUGAUCGACACGGCUCAGACCUUGUGUGACGUGGCGUCCCGCGGCCACGAGCAGAAAGGUCUCCCAGGCGCAGUGGGCGGCGUUCUGCGUCAGAUCCCACCCACAGUGGUCCGACCCCUAAUCGUGGCCUCAGAGGCCACCUCCAACCUUCUCGGUGGCAUGCGGAACCAGAUCAAACCGGACGCCCGUAAAGAGGACUUCCUCAAGUGGCGCACAGAUGAGGCACAGGAAUAAGGACGGUGUGUCUGUGAAUGAAUGUGUGGUUGGUGAAGCUGUGGGAUGAUGGUUGUGGGACAUGCAUGGUUGUAUGCAUGAGUAGAAUGUUGUACUACAAUGCAAAAACAAGGCAAAGACUAACUGCUACUGCAGCCACUGACACAAAGAGUUUUACAUACAUGUAACCAACCCCAACGCUUCUGCUGCUCAUCAUAUCUACCCCCCCUACCCCUCCUCAGUCUGAAGACCAUCAUCACGUCUGUGUGAAAACAUAUCUCUGUUUUUAUCAUGGCUGGCUUUGAUUUCGCCCCGAGCAGGAGCAGGAAGGAUUAGAAUAGGACGCAGAGGGAGGAUACUUCAUGUCCUGCUGAAUUAGCUGCUUAGAACCUGGUUUAAAUCCAAAACUGUCAGCAGGAGUUCGCACUUUUUCCCCCCUACAGACACCAAGAAAUAGCUUCACUACAGCAGAGUUUGCAGCAGGAGAUUGAUGAUCCUUAAGCACAAUAAGAAGGAGAAUCAUAUUUUUUUUUCAUUUUCCUGUUGGUUUUCAUCUGGAGUUAUUGGUUUAGUUUUGAGCCCGCUAUGCACCUGCUCCCCUCAGCGCUGUUGAUUUGUGCCAUAAACCUUCCAGAGUGCCCUUUGAACUCGUCUUGCCUUCCUCAGACUUGUACCCUCCAUACGUGACUGAAUAGAAACCCCUGAGGUCUCUAAAUCCUGUAGCAUACUGGACUUCAUGAAGUUAGUUGUUUUUAUAGACUGACGUCAUUUGUUGGCUCUCCUUCCUGCUUCUGUUUUCCAUAAAGCAGUUCUGGUGUCUGAAUGACCCCAAACUGACUCUGUCUACAUUUUAGAUGCCUUCCUAUUUGUUAUUUUUUUUAAAUGCUUCACUCUGUGUUUUGUGUUCAUGUUGAAGCAUAGGUAUUGUAUUGUUUUACUCUUUUCAUAAUAAGUGUUGGGAUGAUUUGAAUUUAGCGACAAUGGAAGAAAGGAAGUUUUACAUUUUUAUCUUUGUUUCUUUUUUGUGAGCGAGGGAUUAUUUGUGUGCAUGUGUGUGUGAAUGAGUCGAGGACGAACGUCUGUAAAGGUGACAGGUUUAUGUUUGUUACACUACCUGUGUGUAAUUGCUAUUUACUAUCAAAGUGUAUGAAUGACCUGUAUAUCACAAAAAGUAUACAAAUUAAUACAAAAAUAAAAAAACCUAAACCGACCAUAUGAGAAAUAG